This is a messenger RNA of Candoia aspera, 3796 nucleotides long. RefSeq names its product Scm like with four mbt domains 1 (gene SFMBT1). Gene Ontology annotation, molecular function: chromatin binding; histone binding; transcription corepressor activity. The transcript is spliced from 21 exons. Gene Ontology annotation, biological process: negative regulation of DNA-templated transcription. Lineage: Eukaryota; Metazoa; Chordata; Lepidosauria; Squamata; Candoiidae. The coding region runs from base 201 to 2804 and encodes 867 amino acids. The record is from RefSeq and is a predicted model, not a curated record. Gene Ontology annotation, cellular component: nucleus.
GAGGCGGUGAGCGGAGCGCCGGCGAGCCUUGCCCGAGCCCCGGCAGCGGCGCAGGGCUGGAAAAACUCCCCCUAGUUUUUUCUUUAACACAUUGAAAGCCUGGCGAAGCAGACACUGGGAUGCUGAUGAGAUCAAGACAGUGACUGGGUUAAGUUUUUCUCCUUUCUGCUCCCAAGGAGUAUUGCCAGAUUGCUGUGGAAAUGAAUGGAGAACAGCAGCAUGAGACAGAUGCAGGAUCUGUUGUGGAAGAAGCAGAGUUCAGUUGGGAUGAGUAUUUGGAAGACACAGGAGCAACAGCAGCACCUCACAGCUCAUUUAGACAUGUGGAUACUAGCCCACAAAAUGGCUUUACACCAGGCAUGAAAUUGGAGGUUGCUAUCAAAACUGGGCCUGACACUUACUGGGUUGCCACAAUCAUUACCACUUGUGGGCAGUUACUACUUUUGCGAUAUGAUGGUUAUGGGGAAGACCGCAAGGCUGAUUUCUGGUGUGAUAUCAUGACAGCUGAUUUGCAUCCACUUGGCUGGUGUGAGCAGAACAAGAAGACCCUCAAAGUGCCUGAAGGCAUCAAGGAUAAAAUUCCCAACCAGAUAGAAUUCCUUCAGCAAACUCUGAAAGGAGCAUGCAGCGCCCCUGCCGGUCUUCUAGAAGGGCUCCAUCGAGGGAAAAAUCCUUUGGAUCUUAUUGCACCAGGGUCACGACUCGAAUGUCAGCACUUGAAUGAUUAUCUAGGAGCUUGGAUAGUCAGUGUUCUGGAAAAUAUUGGUGGCAGGCUCAGGCUGCGCUAUGAAGGACUUGGAGAUGUGGAACAAUAUGACUUAUGGAUGUUCUAUUUAGAUCCCUUCCUCCAUCCAGUGGGUUGGGCAAUUCAACAAGGGUACAUCCUUGAACCUCCUUUAGCUAUUAGGCACUUGAAGACUGAGGCAGAAUGGCAAGAAAUCCUAGCAAAAAUAAAAGAAGAGGAAGAAGAAUCGUUAGUGCCCACUGAUCUAUUUAAGGACAAACCUGUUGUUGAAAUUCAUUCAUUUUCUAUAAACAUGAAGUUGGAAGCUAUUGAUCCAAAAGCUCCUUUUGCCAUAUCACCUGCUACAGUUACAAAGGUAUUCAAUGAUAAAUAUUUCUUGAUAGAAAUAGAUGAUUUGCGACCAGAUUGUACCACAAGUCGGCCUUUUAUUUGUCAUGUCAACAGUGCUGGACUUUUUCCUGUGCAGUGGAGUCUAAAAAAUGGCUUACAUCUCAACCCUCCACCCGGUUAUCCAGGACAAGAUUUUGACUGGGCAGACUAUCUCAAGCAGUGUGGAGCUGAGGCUGCUCCCCAAAGCUGUUUUCCUCCGUUAAAUUCUGAGCAUGGUUUUAAGGAGAACAUGAAACUUGAGGCUGUGAACUCAGAAAACCCAGAAGAAAUCUGUGUGGCUACUAUCACAAAGGUGAAGGAUUCCUAUCUCUGGCUACAGCUGGAAAGUUCUAAAAUCCCAGUCCCUGAAUGCAUAGUGAGUGUGGAAUCCAUGAAUAUAUUUCCAGUAGGUUGGUGUGAAACUAAUGGAUACCAGCUUAGACCUCCUCGCAGAGCAGUAGUGAAUAAGGAAAAGAAAAUUGCGGUUGUUCAACCAGAGAAACAGAUAUUAUCUUCAAGGACUGUCAUUGAGGGAUUAAAGACCCAGGAACUGAACACAGCUGAAACCAUUGUAACAAAUGGUAAAUACUGUUGCCCAAAGAUCUACUUUAACCACCGAUGCUUUUCUGGACCUUACCUUAACAAAGGGAGAAUUGCAGAACUCCCACAGUCUGUUGGACCUGGGAAUUGCGUCCUUGUUCUUAAAGAGGUUCUCUCUUUGUUGAUCAACGCUGCUUAUAAACCUAGCCGUGUUCUUAGAGAAAUACAACUGGAUGAAGAAGCUGCAUGGCAUGGAUAUGGAGAGACUUUGAAAGCAAAAUAUAAAGGAAAGAGCUAUCGAGCCACAGUGGAGGUUGUAAGAACAGCUGAUCGAGUUGCAGACUUCUGCAGGCAGACCUGCAUCAAACUGGAAUGUUGUCCAAAUCUCUUUGGCCCCCAAAUGGUGCUAGACAAAUGUUCUGAGAACUGCUCUGUUCUGACAAAAACCAAAUACACCCAUUAUUAUGGGAAGCGGAGAAACAAAAGGAUUGGCCGACCACCUAGUAUCCACAGCAACAUGGAGGCAAGCAUGAAGAAAGCAAACAGGAAAAGAAAAAAACGGAAAAACUUCUUCGUUCAUAAGAAGAAGCGAUCUUCUACCUCUGUGGAUAACACACCAGUGGGAUCACCCCAAGGAAGUGGAGGUGAAGAAGAGGAUGAUCAGGAUGAGGUAGAUGAAGAAUCUCUUACUGAAGACAGCACUUCUGAGCAUCAGGAGGAAUUGCUUGAGGAGUCUGAAGUAUCAGAGAAGAAAUCACAGUCAUCUUCCCCAACUCAGAGUGAGCAGUCUCACUUUGGGGCUCCAGACCGGGACAAACGGAAAAGAAAACUACGGACUUUUUCUUUCUCAGAUGAUGAAAAUAAGCCACCUUCACCAAAGGAAAUAAAGAUAGAAAUUGAUGAAAAAUUACAGCUGGACAGCAAUCCUCUGGAAUGGAGUGUAGCAGAUGUCGUGCGGUUCCUUAAAUCUACAGACUGUGCACCAUUAGCUAGAAUAUUUCUGGAUCAGGAAAUAGAUGGGCAGGCACUUCUCCUGCUCACUCUUCCCACAGUUCAGGAGUGCAUGGACUUGAAACUUGGCCCAGCCAUUAAACUUUGCCAUCACAUUGAAAGGGUUAAAUUUGCCUUCUACCAGCAGUUUGCCAACUAAAGCAGGAGGAAGAGGAUAAGCUGAACCUGAAAUUUUGAAGCACAACUGAAGUGACCUGCUCUUCCUUUAGCAGGAAGAACCAAGGGGGGUUAGAUGGAAACUGCUUAUAAACUGGCUUUACAGUUUUGCACUUUGAGUGGGAAAAAUACUUGGAGCAAAAUAUUAAUGCAAUCCCAACUAUCUUUGCAGCUGGCUUAAGAAAGUAGUACUUAAUCAUUCUGUACAUCAGGGCUUUUUUAUGAAUAAAGAUGAUUGAAAUAACUUUUGAGGGGGAAAAAAAUUCCUCCAGUUGUGGUCUGGACAGAAAGGACUUACAGCACGUGGAAAGGAAUGCAGAAGAUGAGCAUCUCUUUGCUGUUUGCUGAAUGACCGUCCUCCUUUUUUUUAUGGUCUUGAAGAUAAUUUAAAUGAGUAGACUAGCUGUUUGCCAAGAUAAGUGGUGUGGCCAAAAGCUUAAAAACGAAAGCGCAGCUUCUUUAUGAUCUUUAUUUUAGAGCCUGCUCUCUACCUCUAAAACCAAAAAAGGCUACAAGGCAAAUAAAAGGGUGAUGCAGCUGCUGAUUUUUCUGUAAUUAAAUUAAGGAUGCCCAUCUCUUUCUACUGUCCUGACAGAAUCAUAGCCUUUAGCAGCUACUUGAUAGUCACAAACUGAAGAAGUAGCACUCUUUAUUUUAGAGAAAUACUGAUAGUGAAGGUUGUGUCUGUCAUGCUGCUGGUAAAGGUAGAGAGAGGAAAUUUAGAAAUUGUGGAUGUUAAUAUGUGGCAUGUGGUAUGGGUAAGCUAAAGUUGCACAGAAAUAUUGAUACACCAGAAAUAUAUUGGAAUUUUUUUAGAAAAAUAUGUAAUUUUUUAGCAAAAAUUACAUGAUCUCCCCUUAUUCUUAUUUGCUUAAAAAAACUGAACUUGCAUCCUUAGAAGAAGAAUGAAUUGAAAUGCAGAGCUCCUACCGGUUCUUAAAGAAUUGAAUUUCUCCAGUUAAUUGUUCGUUUUGU